CUCUCCCAAAAGAACUCUUCUGAAUGGUGCGCAGUGAAGGAGACAACCCAAAAAGCAGUACUAUUCGCCUUCCGAUAAACAAGAGUGGCUUGGAAAGCUAUGAGGUCUCCCACGAGCUCACACAUAUUUCGUAAUAGCAGGUGCUUGUCAACACGACUGUAUCUAUCUUGAAUCCAACCGAUCACUUGAAGGGAAAGAGUUGAGAGGAGUCUCAUUUUGAUCAAAAGACUUGGUUCGUUCGUAUUUCCUUGGUCUUAAUAUAUAAAAAGACAAACAAUCUAUAGAUUGCUAUCAUUCUUAUAAGGUAUUAUUGUACCAAACAACUUAUCUAUCAAACUCAGCUUAGAUGGUAUUCAAAUUGCACUCAUAAGAGAGAGAGAGAGAGAGAGAGAGAGAGAGAGAGAGAGAGAGAGAGAGAGAGAGAGAGAGUUUUAUUGCUGGGUAAGUUUCCUUCCUAUUUCUCGUUGCACCCUUUAAAACUUAUAUGCCUAACAAGCAUACAAGCCUAAAGUAACCGUAAACCAGGUCAUCUUUCCAUACUCGGAGGAGGGCAUUUAACCCUCAUCAUCUACUAUGUCUUGCUUUCCCUUGCUUGUAGUCCAACCAUCUCUUUUUAAAACAGCACCAAACAUCAAUAGCCAAUCCCAAGCCUGACCCUCUCUCCCAUGGAAUCACUCGGAGCCACCACCCACUCUGAGGCCACUUCAAGCAUCUCAAGCAAGGAAGCCAUCAUGGUAAAGGCAAACGAGGAGGAGGGAGGAGCAGGAGGAGGAGGAGGAGAACAGCCAGCAUGCAAUGAAAUCUUAUUAGAUCUCAGCUUGUCCAAUAAAGACUCCGACGAUGGCACCUCGUCGUCAGCCCAGCCUGUGCUGGAGCUCGACCUCAUCGGAUCAUUAGGCGCCGCCGCCGGCCCGACCGCCAUCGAGGCCCGACCGCCGGAGCCCCCGGAGUCAAAGCAGAGGGUGUUCUCGUGCAACUACUGCCGGAGGAAGUUCUACAGCUCGCAGGCGCUCGGCGGGCACCAGAACGCCCACAAGCGCGAGCGGUCCCUCACCAAGCGGGGUCCCCGGCCAGGCCUUGGCCUCGCCGACCACCCCGUGCGCUUCUCUCCACCGAACAUGGCGGCGCUGCCGCGGCAUGGGGCGUUUGGCGGGAGGCCGUUGGGAAUUCAGGUGCACUCCAUGGUCCACAAACCCUACUUUGGGGCGGCACCUUCCAUGGCCGGGGGAGUGCUAAAUGGGCGGCAUGGGUGGUGCCGGCCGGCGGCGCCGAUCAUCGAUCAGCGGCCAGCUGUUGGGAGGUUACGGAUGGAGGACUUCUGGGCCGCUCCUUCUGCAAGGUUCGAUGAGCCCGGGGUGGCGGCCGGAGGAUACCGGUGGGGUGGUGGAAAUCAAUUGAGUGCUGGGAAAGAGGAGGUCCAGAAGCUCGACUUGUCUCUCAAGCUUUAGAGUAAAUAAUAGUUGUAGCAGCUUUAGAUUUUUGAUCUCUGGAAUUGGCUGCAGAUUUUUCUCUGCUUUGGUCCUCCUCUUGCUAUCGCUGAGAAAUUGUUCAUAUGGAUCGGUAGUUCAGGAGAU
This is a messenger RNA of Phoenix dactylifera (date palm), 1574 nucleotides long. RefSeq names its product zinc finger protein 1-like. NCBI's taxonomy places the organism in Eukaryota, Viridiplantae, Streptophyta, Magnoliopsida, Arecales, Arecaceae. The record is from RefSeq and is a predicted model, not a curated record. Gene Ontology annotation, biological process: negative regulation of abscisic acid-activated signaling pathway.